CUCUUGUAUUUCGUUCCUUAAAGAGAACACAUGAUAUGUUUUUAUUAAAUCAAGGUACUUUACCACCAGUGGAUCCUAACUUGCAAAAAAUGAAAAAAUCUGUAAAAGGAAAAGACUCUUAUGGUCCUGUAUUAGAGCGUGUCAAAAAUAACAAUAUAAUAAAAGCUCAAAAUGAAAAUUCAGACCCUCCACCACCAGGCGAUGAAUCUUUUGGAGGAAAUAAUAAUACUAUUCUUGUACCUUAUAAUCCACAACAAAACAAUAGUAACACAAUGGUAGCAACACAAAUAAAUUCAGGAGGAAAUGCAGUUAAUAAUACAGUACUUAUACCACAAAAAAAGGCACCUUCUAUGGCAAAACCAAAGUGGCAUGCACCAUGGAAACUGUAUAGAGUUAUUAGUGGUCAUCUUGGUUGGAUAUGGGAUCUUGCAAGUGGUAAAUUGAAAGUUUCUUUGACGGGUCAUAUAAGUAGUGUACGAGGACUUGCAUUUUCUCAGCGACAUCCAUAUUUAUUUUCUUGUGGAGAAGAUCGACAAGUAAAGUGCUGGGAUCUUGAAUAUAACAAGGUCAUAAGACACUACCAUGGACAUUUGUCAGCUGUAUAUUCUAUGGCAUUGCAUCCUAGCAUAGAUGUAUUAGUAACUGCAGGUAGAGAUUCUACAGCAAGAGUGUGGGAUAUGCGUACUAAGGCAAAUGUACAUACACUUGUUGGUCAUACUAUUGUCACUGGUAGUCAUGACUGUACUAUACGAUUAUGGGAUCUAGCUGCAGGAAAAUCUAGAGCUACUUUAACAAAUCAUAAAAAAAGUGUAAGAGCUGUAACUUUUCAUCCAUCAUUAUAUAUGUUUGCAUCGGCAUCUCCAGAUAAUAUUAAACAAUGGAAAUGUCCAGAAGGAAAAUUUAUUCAAAAUUUAUCUGGACAUAAUGCUAUUGUUAAUUGCCUGGCUGUUAAUGCUGAUGGUGUGUUAGUUUCUGGAGCUGAUAAUGGUACUAUGCAUCUUUGGGACUGGAGAACAGGGUAUAAUUUUCAACGUUUACAAGCCCCUGUUCAACCUGGUUCAAUGGACAGUGAAGCGGGAGUAUUUAGUAUUACGUUUGAUAUGUCUGGUACUCGAAUGAUCACAACAGAAGCAGAUAAAACAAUCAAAGUUUACAAAGAAGAUGAUACAGCUACAGAAGAAACGCAUCCUGUAAAUUGGAGGCCAGAUAUAAUAAAACGAAGGAAAUACUGA
Molecule: messenger RNA, 1232 nt
Organism: Habropoda laboriosa
Lineage: Eukaryota; Metazoa; Arthropoda; Insecta; Hymenoptera; Apidae
Gene: Tango4
Product: pleiotropic regulator 1
Exons: 9
Coding region: 36-1232 (398 amino acids)
Biological process (GO): mRNA splicing, via spliceosome
Cellular component (GO): Prp19 complex; catalytic step 2 spliceosome; precatalytic spliceosome
Molecular function (GO): protein binding
Source: RefSeq, a predicted model, not a curated record